GUGUGUAGGGCACACACUAUCUGGCUGUGAAAGCCACACAGGCAUGAGGGCACUCUUCUGCAGUGGAGCUCAAGUGUAAGCCAGAGAAACAGACGUAAAAGAAGACAGCACUUCCUUGCCCUUCCAGGCUACCCUGCCUCUACUGGAGAAUCUGCAAUCAUGGCAAUAAACCUGCUGAAGAAUCCCAGUGGGGAAGGUUUGUGGUCAUCUCUGGUUGAGUCCCAUCUUGAUGAGUUGGCGUUCUCUUCGCUUCCCAGCUGCGGCUCAACACUUCAAUCAGAGCAGCUGGAGUUCUGGGAGCUGACGGAGAACGGAGGGAGUGGGUGGAAGGUGGAGGACAUGCCGGGAGACUGUGGCUUCGACUUCUGCAAUGAUGGUGUGACCAAGUAUUUUGCAACCUCCUUUGAGCUCUGUCUGAAGAGACAAGUGAUUGACCUGUCAGCGGGGGGUUACUCAGACGAACAGCUGGACUCUCAGCCUGCUGUCGCAGUGGAGGACUGGUACGGUGGGAGGACAGAUUGUGGCUGCUCUUACCAAAUGACUGUCUGUCUGCUGGAUGGUGAUCAGGAGGUCAUGCAGUCGUUCAAACCUGAGCCAGUGACUCUCGACCCCGACUGUGACGACUGCUCUUGGAAACAGGUCAGCCACACGUUUUCUGACUACGGCCCUGGACUGCGUUUCAUCUCCUUUGAACACGGAGGACAAGACUCAAACUUCUGGGACGGUUGGUUUGGAGUUAGGGUCACUGGAAGCUCUGUUACUGUGGAUGUCUGAUCAGGAGUGGAAGGAGUGAAGGUAAAGGAAGCUACAGAGCUAGGUCUACGGACAGAUGAGUGAUAAAGAGUAGAGUAGGUUUCAUGGUUUAUAGGACCAGCUUUACCUUACCCAGUGCUGUUGAUGCUGUGGAAACAUUGCUGCUAUGAAGGCUGUAGUAACAGAGUAAACAAACCUCCCCACAGCGGCAUGUGUGCUUUACUAACUUCCCAAUAUUUAAACAGCUGCUUGCAAUAGUCCUGAUUCAUGGUCUCUAACCACUACCCCUGCACUGUGACUUACCCCGGAGUUACACUGAAUGACGUGUUGGAGCUUUUGUAAACAGUCAAUUUCUUCAUCAUUCAAGUUGGAAUAAAAAGGAUGGAAACAGUCUAAAAGGUUCAUUUGGUCUUACUCUGUUUAUUGUGGUUCAAAGAUUCUUGUGACUAGACGAGGGUGAAGAAAACACACUGCUCUAUGUUUCUUUAUAUGAUUGAUAUGUUGAUUAUCUGCAGCAGAGGACAAACAUUGUUAUUACCCAGACAUGUGUUUGCUUUGCUGUAGAGGUGAAAAAGCACUGAAUUGAUUUGAGUACUAUCUUAUAGGCACAUAUAGAUUAUACUCCACAAAAUGUUUCUUAAAAGGAAAGAGGAACUUUGGUCAUGUGUUAAUGUUGGCGCCCCCUGUGGACAAAGCAGUGCCUCUUAUCUGUUUGCUGAUUUGCUCGAGCGCAUGAAAGAAAAGUGUUUCUACAGAAAAGCAUCCCAUCCUGCUCUCAUUCACUGUCAGUCUAACUCUCAUUCUGCUAUGGAAAUGUAAACAAAGGCUUCUCCUGCAGCAUGCUGUUAAUCCUCUCACCUGACCCCUACCCCUCACAGAGGUUACAGACAUUAAAGGUGACAUAUCAUGCAAAAUCAACUUUUUAAUGGUUCUCUACCUGAAAUAUGUGUCACUGGCAUGUCUACAAACCCCCCGAAAA
Messenger RNA from Notolabrus celidotus (New Zealand spotty), 1732 nucleotides. RefSeq names its product F-box protein 2 (gene fbxo2). Gene Ontology annotation, biological process: SCF-dependent proteasomal ubiquitin-dependent protein catabolic process; glycoprotein catabolic process. Bases 160 to 774 code for a protein of 204 amino acids. The transcript is spliced from 7 exons. Lineage: Eukaryota; Metazoa; Chordata; Actinopteri; Labriformes; Labridae. The record is from RefSeq and is a predicted model, not a curated record. Gene Ontology annotation, cellular component: cytoplasm; SCF ubiquitin ligase complex. Gene Ontology annotation, molecular function: ubiquitin protein ligase activity.